Messenger RNA from Pochonia chlamydosporia 170, 792 nucleotides. Its product is annotated as tetraspanin Tsp3. Gene Ontology annotation, cellular component: membrane. The transcript has 4 exons. NCBI's taxonomy places the organism in Eukaryota, Fungi, Ascomycota, Sordariomycetes, Hypocreales, Clavicipitaceae. The record is from RefSeq and is a predicted model, not a curated record. The coding region runs from base 1 to 792 and encodes 263 amino acids.
AUGUUCAACCCCGGCAUCAUCUACAUGCUUGCCAGCGUCUUUCUCUUCGCCAUCGCCGUCGUCAUCCACUACCACACAAACCACCUCUCCCUCCCCCUCUCCCCCAUCAUCACCAUCCUCAGCAUCAUCCUCCCCAUAACCGCAUUCCUCAACGCCUACAUAUACCCGAACCUCCUCCGCUCCUCCCACACCUUCACGUCCGGCAGCAUCGCCACGCGCCUCGCCCCCGUCGUCCUGCAGGGCCUGCAGGCCAUCGUCACCGCCGUCCUCGCCACCCUCCUCUUCGAAGGCGUCGUCCCCUCCCCCGCGCUCGCCUUCCUCAUCGACUACGAGUGGGACAAGCUGUACCAGGCCAAGGACGCCGACUACAUCAUGCUCAUACAGAACACCUACGACUGCUGUGGCCUGAACUCCGUGAGCGACAGGGCCUAUCCGUUCUUCUUCGUGCCCGGCGGGAGCUGCGCCGAGGUGCACGCCCGGACGAGGCCGUGCAGGGAGCCGUGGACGGCGGCGCUGCAGGUUGCGUCGGGGAUCGACUUUGGGGUGGUGCUGGUGGUGGGAUUGAUGCAGAUGAUUGGCCUUUUGAUCAUGCGCGAGAGGACGGCGUGGUGGACGGCGCUGCGGACGGAGGAUUGGAAGCCGUUUAGUGAGACGGAUGACGAGAGUGCGAGACGGCUGUUUACUGUUCCCGAGGAGAGUGAGGAUUCCUCGGAUAGGGGGGAGUCGAGACGCGGGUAUGGAGCUGUAGAGGCUGUUGCUGGACCGUCUGACGAACAACGAGUUGAUGGGUGA